CAUUUCUCAAAACAAAACAUUGCAAGAAAGAGAGAAGUACCUAAAAACAUCAAGAAAAUAGUACAAAUGUGAGAGACUGGGGACAUGCGUCAUUUCUCUUGAAAUUAAUACAUCCUCUCUGGAUAUGGAAAGAGAUGAGAUAAGUUGUGUCAGAAGAAUCUUUGGCUCGGAAGGGAACUCACAGAUCUAUUUAAUCCAAUAAUAAUAACUUCUGAAUCUCUCUAUAUCAUUCAGCAAUAAGAGAACAACUGGAUCUUUUUGGAACCAGCUUCUCUCAGUGUUAUAACAUGUAUCAGAGAAUAGGACCAUGAUGGCGGCAGCAGAAGCGAGGGCUGCUUGGCAACGCACUGCCAACCGUUGCUUUGUUCAAGAAGAUGCUAAGAGAGCUCCAAAGAUAGCCUGCUGUUCAUCAUCAUCAUCAUGUAAGCUGCAUCCUGAUGCAUCCAACGGUGAUGCAGCUAAUGGGCCAGAUCAUCCAGCUGCAGGUUUUACACCUCUUAACUGGAAUCCCACUAAUACCAACCUACCGCCUGAUACAAAAUGGUGGCUACAGCUGCAGCCCAACUUUGCAUGCCAGAAAGAAUACAUGUAUGAACAGCUAAGUGCAUUAGAGGUUGAACUCGAAGGUGUGGAAGAUGGUGAUGCGAUCCCCACUUCUAAACUUGGCGAGGACCCUCAUCCAAUCAAAGAUGCUUGUGUUGAUCUGAACAAGAAUACACGCCCAUCUUUGGAGUCGCGAUGGAGAGUUUCAGCUGCCUGUAUGAAGCAUGAUUCUGAAGCGAGAGUGCAAGAGCUAAAGGCUGCAAGCACAAACACACAACAGCCACUUAAGCAUAAGGCUGGAAUAGGUGAAUACCCUUACCAGGACGAGGAUUUCAUGGAUUGGGAGCCAGUCGACCGGCUAAUCUCAAACGACUAUAAUAAGGCUUGUUUGGACUCAGAGACACCUUGGAUAGGAGGCAAUAAGACCGAGCCGUGGUGGCGCACUGCUGACAAGGACGAGCUGGCUUCCUUGGUUGCACAGAAGUCGCUUGAGCAUAUAGAGAACUGCGAUCUUCCACGGCCCCAAGCCAUGCAUGUUAGGAGAGGCCCAUUUUCUUGUCUUGAGAGUUUCAAUCAUGAUGCAAUAAUUUCUUCGUCUUUGGAUCCAAAGAUGCACACGGGCCUCUGCAAUCCGAUUGAUUAUGCACAACAUAGUCCUGCUUCCGGGAGCAUGGAUAGAAACCAUUGGCUAACCAGUGAAGUGCGACACUUGCUAUAUGAUUCUGAGAAGCCGUACAGUGGCACCCACAGUUACAGUACUUCCAUCAGGGAUCCAACAGAUAGCAGACAUACUUCUGACAGUGAUCCUAGUAAGGCCCAGCUGUUGGAAGCACUGCGCCAUUCCCAGACCCGGGCCAGGGAAGCGGAAAAGGCGGCCCAGCAGGCCUAUACUGAGAAAGAACACAUUAUCAAGCUUUUUUUCAGACAAGCAUCUCAUCUAUUUGCAUACAAGCAGUGGCUACAACUAUUGCAGCUAGAGACCCUUCUUCUUCAGCUCAAAGCCAAAGACCAGAGGAUCUCCGAUCUCUUCCCAGUCCUACCCUGGAUGCCGUUGAAGGCAAGUCGUUUGAGGAAGGGUGUGCAUAAGGCGACGAGGAGAAAAGCGAGCCACCAGAAAUAUGACAUUGGUAAAUAUGCGGUCGCGCUUGCAGUCGGGUUGGGUCUUGCCGGUGCCGGUCUGCUCUUGGGCUGGACCAUGGGGUGGUUGCUACCCUCUUUCUAGAGUGCACCGCAUUGGAGCACCAAAAAUGGUGAUUUACCCAUGUUUAGUAGGUACGUGGAAAGAUAGCAAAACCAUUAUAUCUCUAUAGUAAUUCAUAUAUAUUGGAAUGGGUAUUGGGCUUGAUGGAACGUGGGGGUGUUGUUGUUGUUUAUGUUGUGAAGUUGCUCCUUUUAGAUCCCUCUUUUUCUUUGUAUGUAAGGCAGAGAUCUUAUUUGUUUUUGUAUACAUAUGAAGUGAGCUGUACAGUGUAUAUAUUGGAUGAUGAGUGACCAUAUUGUGGAACAUUCAGUUCUUUUUUCUUUUUCCUUUCUUUCCAACCACUUGUUUUAGUUGUUUUGGAAGGGAGUAUUCUAUGCUUUUGCCAUUUUUACAAUA
This is a messenger RNA of Magnolia sinica, 2140 nucleotides long. RefSeq lists its product as uncharacterized. The transcript is spliced from 3 exons. The record is from RefSeq and is a predicted model, not a curated record. Bases 308 to 1765 code for a protein of 485 amino acids. Lineage: Eukaryota; Viridiplantae; Streptophyta; Magnoliopsida; Magnoliales; Magnoliaceae.